Molecule: messenger RNA, 3004 nt
Organism: Austrofundulus limnaeus
Lineage: Eukaryota; Metazoa; Chordata; Actinopteri; Cyprinodontiformes; Rivulidae
Gene: plekhn1
Product: pleckstrin homology domain containing, family N member 1
Exons: 16
Coding region: 189-2348 (719 amino acids)
Biological process (GO): 3'-UTR-mediated mRNA destabilization; response to hypoxia; positive regulation of apoptotic process
Cellular component (GO): mitochondrial membrane; cytoskeleton
Molecular function (GO): phosphatidylinositol phosphate binding; cardiolipin binding; phosphatidylserine binding
Source: RefSeq, a predicted model, not a curated record
CCCCUUUUUACGCAGACAAACUCAUACUGACUUUUUUUUUUUUUCCUCCACUCACUCUCACCCUGCCCAGUUCUCUCAGAACAAGUCUGAUUUCUGCAGGGAGCACACAGCUCUCUUGGAUUGCACUCACCCAUCAUAGACGGAGUACAGUUUGUCUACAAAAGCCCCCCACUGAAGAGCAGAGCAACAUGGGGAGCAGCAUUUCAUGUGUCCCCCAGCACAACUUCACAUUGUCCAAGAGUUUCAUCCGCAGAAACAGCAGUCGCCUGUUUCGCAGGAAGAAUCCCCAAGAGGGGCAAGAGAAGUCCAACAGCAUCAUAAACAUCCUGAGCACAGUCACCCCCUUCAAGGAAAUGUCCCCCAAAGACCUGCGGACCAUAGAGAACAUAAAAUGGGACCCUCCGUUCCAUUACGACCCGGCCAGCGGCUGGAAGAAAAGCAGCAUUAACGUGAAGAAUUUCGGACGGAUGAUUCACAGYUCCAAAGUUUGCUUCCGCUUCUCCCAGUGCCAGGAUAUUCACGAUUGCUUCCUGGAUCUCUUCGAAACACAUCUUCACUUUGUUUCUAACAACACGACUGGACUAACAUACCAGGGGACACUUCCAUUGAAGGAACUCACCAUCUGCAACCUGCAGCAGAACUGUAACCACAGCCAGCCGCAGGAAUAUGCCUUCCAAAUAAACGGUGUCAGCCUGAACUCCAUYGUCGUCUACUGCGCCAACCAAGACGACAUGGACCUCUGGUUUAGUCUUCUCAAGGAAAACAUCGAGGCUAACGGAGGCACUGCUAUUGCACCUGAAAACUACACCAGAGUGAGGCUAAACCAAGACAAGGCUCCAGAAGGACGAGAAGACCUGAGAAACUCCAUCAGCAGAGAGCCAAUCUUCGAGUGGGAGGGCUCUCAGCGGGACAGUUUGGGCCCCAUCACCUACGUCACCAAAGUCCGACUGCAGCACCUGCCCUGCUCGCAACAGAGUGACAGAUUGUUGGUGAUGUAUCCAUCAACCUUGAUCAUCCUAUCAGAGGAGCCCAAUGGUCUCUUUUAUAAGGGCAAGCUUCCACUCAACAUGAUUACAGUGACCACUCCCUGUCAAGACGUCAAACCCAACACCUUUAAGAUUGAAGGCAAAAUGAUCAACCCCAUCGUGGUGUCCUGUCAGGAUCGGCCCGAGUUCUGUGACUGGAUCCAGCAUUUCAAAGCUGCCGAUGUGCCCGUCGUCAGCCCCCCGCCCCCAGUUUAUGACAUCAUCUACACCCCGACAAGCACAGAGGCACCAACAAAGUUUGACAGGUGGAGUGGAAACAGUCAAGGACGAUCAGAGUCUCUCAWAUACAGCCAGGCACCAGGAGAAACUGGCUCCCAAAGCCUUCAGUUACCCAUUCGGGAAGAAAAGCUCAAGUCUCCAGGAUACUCUGAACCUCUCUGUUUCAGUUCCAGUCGUCCGUCUUCGAUCGAGACAGCCCGGCUGGGCAGCAGGACCAACAGUGUGUCCUCACACACCAGGCCCGACAGCGACCUCAGACCUUUGCCCCUGCGCUACGCCUCACCUCAGCACAGCUCCCACCUGCAGUCUGCAGACAGCUCCCAGCUCUACAGCACCCCCUACUCAGCCCUGCACCGUGCCAGUCCACAGCGGCCGGAGAAAGCCCCGCUYGUCAAGUCAAACAGCUGGAGCACUCCACAGACGUCCCUGAACUUCCCUCUGAAUGCACCGCAGCGUCACUCAGACAUGUGUGCCCCAAGACAACCCCUGUCGCCUCURUACGACGAGCCCUGCAGCCCUGAGAUCUACUCCCUGGAGGAGGCCAGGCCGGCGCAGCAGAGCUGGAACGAACUAAUCCAGCACGGACACUAUCAUCAAGACCUCCAGCWCCGCCACGAGCCAAUCAAGAAACACCACCAUCAUCAGAACUCCCAGCUCCUACCCUCCUCCUUUAAACUUCAAACCCCUCCGAUGGGCAGACGCUGUCAGAAAAACCACAACUCCCGGGGUCCGGAUUUGAGUCCAGACUUGGAAACCCCUCAGAACCAAGCAGAGCAGAGAGCGGAAGCCGUGUCGAGGCUAAAGCUGCUGCCCGCGCCCAGCCAAGUCCGGGAGCAGAUCCCUCUCCCGUUGAGCUCUGUGAGGAACGCCGCACAAAUGCCUUAUGGUUAUUCACCUGACCGCCAUUCGUACCUGGAACCCACCGAUCCAGAUGACCAGGAAGUGGACUACGACAACAUUUGGGAGUAUGACCGCGAGACUGGAAUGAUUCAGUCAGUGCCUGGAAUUUCGACACACUGGACAGGAUUAGACUUUGAGGCCCAAGGCCUCGGCCCUGUGGCAACGCCGCAGAGAUGGUCAUGAAAUGAAACAAUAGGCUGACACUUGUCUGGACAUGUGCAAACAACAGAUCACUAUCAGAGGGAUAAUAAAAGCCUACAAUCCCAGCCGGAGUUGCUCCCAGCGUGUGAAGCAACAAUUCACAGGAACUGCUUUGUCAGAUGUUGAGCAGCAGAGACGUCAGCGAUAGAAGCGAUUCAGUGGUCUGCUUAAUAUGUAGCAUUUAGGAGAGAAGACACGAGAGCGUACUGCAAAGAUGUAGCUUUAAUUUUAUUUAAUGUAUUAUAUAACUGCACUAUCACUGGUUUAAUAUGCAGUACUUUCAGAACUUAUUUUAUUUGUAAUUGUAUCUAUGUUUUUUAUUCUAAGUUAAGCUACAAAACAUUCCAUUAAAGCAUGUUUUACAAAAGAAUAUGUGUAUGUUGUAAAUAUUGUACAUUUAUUAUYUUUAUUUUUAACAUGCUAUGCUGUGAAAACAUGUUGCUUUAGUUGAUUUUUAUAAAGGUGCAAGUCUUUAAACCACUCCUGCACCAUACUGAUGCCUGUUUUGUUUGUAUACGUGUGUGUUUGUGUGUUUGUUUUGUUGAAUGUGUUUUAAUUAUUAUUUGAAAAUAAAGGUAUAAUUGUACUAGCCUGUAUAUGUUUGUUCUUUCGAAAUAUGGUCUUAAUUUCUGUCAUGU